AUCGGCUCUAGUGGCGUGCGCCUGAUGGAUGGAAAUUACACACAUCUUGAACAAGUUGAGCUCGACAACGCCGUUUUCCAUGGUGUCGAGGCCGGGCUAAUCAUCACGUCGGCACAUGAAGCUGACGUGGCGGUUUAGACGGCCAUCGUGCAUCCCGGAGAUGUGGUUGUGUAUGAUCCAUCGGUGCAUUCAAGCAUACAUAAGAGAAUCAAACAAAGUCUUGCAAUGCAGCGCAUCGAGUUUGCACACAGCGUUGUGAACGACUUCCGCGGCACAUUGCUGAAGAGCCUGAACACACAACCGCUGGUCAAGCAGGGAAAACGCACGGUGCUUGUGGCGCUGGAGUCCAUCUACAGCAUGAAUUGCGACGUGUGUCCAUUGCUGGAAUUGGUUGGUACCAGAGGCUACCACGGAGAUAUUUCACGAUCAGGGGAAUAUUCGUUUCGUUGUUGAUGAGGCGCGCAGCAUUGGAGUGAUUGAGCCUUUAGGAGCAGGUUUGGUUUGCCAUCUCGGCCUGGGGAAGGAGAUUGCGGUUAUGGUUCACUCGUUUGGAAAGGCGAUCGGAGCAUCUGGAGAUGCGUACAGAAUCGUGUAUCAGAAUCCCUGCGGAGCAGUCAGAUUUACAGUGUCUGGUAUUGUAGCGAUAACUCUGGGCAAUGGAAAUCUUGCAGACUACCAUUGUGAAUUUUGCACAAUCUGUCAUUUUUGCUACAUCGCCAUCGUUCACAUUUGUUGCGGCUAUCAAAUCCGGAUACACGUUGCUCGCAGCUGGCCAAACGGUAGAAUUAUGAUUGACCUAAUCCUCAAUCUCUACAUUAUUAAAACA
Molecule: messenger RNA, 826 nt
Organism: Truncatella angustata
Lineage: Eukaryota; Fungi; Ascomycota; Sordariomycetes; Amphisphaeriales; Sporocadaceae
Exons: 1
Coding region: 226-453 (75 amino acids)
Source: RefSeq, a predicted model, not a curated record